This is a messenger RNA of Megalops cyprinoides (Indo-Pacific tarpon), 3865 nucleotides long. RefSeq names its product BRD4-interacting chromatin-remodeling complex-associated protein. Gene Ontology annotation, cellular component: SWI/SNF complex. The record is from RefSeq and is a predicted model, not a curated record. The transcript is spliced from 13 exons. The coding region runs from base 52 to 3717 and encodes 1221 amino acids. Gene Ontology annotation, biological process: positive regulation of DNA-templated transcription. Lineage: Eukaryota; Metazoa; Chordata; Actinopteri; Elopiformes; Megalopidae.
CGAGAGUUCAGCCAGCCUGCUCUGAAUGGGGCCUCCACCAUAUGAGUUGACAUGGAGGAUGAAGAUGGCACUUGUUUACUCGAUGUUUUGUGUGACCCACAAGCUCUGAAUGACUUCCUUCAUGGAACCAAUGAGCUGGAGAAUGAAGACCUUCUCAUUAACUCCUCCUCUGGGGAGCCCUCCCUCUUUGCAGAUGCCCCAAGCCCGGUCUCCCUGUUGGCUGACAACACCCCCUCCCAGGACACGCCCCCUCCAGGCUGCGUGGAUCUGUCCUUCCUGGAGGAGGCACUUCUGGGUUCUCCUGAGGGAGGAGGGGGCCCGGAGGUGGGAGGCGCGGUGGGGGCGGGGGAGGAGGAGGAGGCCUGCGACAUUCUGCAGCAGAGCCUGCAGGAGGCUGACAUCACAGAGCAGACUCUGGCCCUGGAGGCGGGGCUGGCUCCACCUGGGGAAGCCCUGUCGCUCUAUCCUCCUGGCACGGUGCUCGCCCCUCCUGCAUCCCACUUCCUGUCCAAACCGCUGAACAUCCCCCCUCUGCCGGCCAUGCCCCGCGACACGCAGGCCGCCGUGGAGCCGCCCCAGCCGUCCCUGCUGGCCGUGGGGCCGGGCUGCCCCUCGCUGAAGCCGGCCGCUCCUCAGAUGAUGGGGCUCCUUCCAGGAACCGUGUUCCCCGUGCCCCCUCCGGAUGCCUCCUUUUCUCUCAGCCCUGCCCAGGGAUCGGGGAUGGUCAUUCAGAAGGCCCUGCCCAGCCUGACAGGUCGCCCCCUGCUGGCCCCCACGCUGAGGGCCACGGCUGCCCACGGCAUCCUCCUGCCGCGAGGGCCGCUGCCCAUCCAACCCAAGCUCCCUGUCAGCAUCCAGCCUCGCCUGGUGCAGAUCAGCCCCAAGCCCCCCGGGCAGAAGACGUCCCCUGGCCUUACGUUUGUGCCUGGAACGGCAUCGUCCAACAUCCUGCUAUCCCCCACCCUGGGCCCCAAGCAGCAGCCGCCUGCCCCGAACCUCAGCAAGCCCGUCAGCCUGCAGCUGGUAAAUCAGGGCGGCUCAAUCGUGAUCCAGCCCCCGGGGCUUCUGCAAGGCCACAACCAGUUCCUGCUUCCCGGCCAGACCCCUGUGACGGUGUCCCAGCCCGCCAGCGCUCCCCGGCCCCUGCUCACCACGGCCAGCCCCCAGGGUCCCUCGUUGCGGGGCGGGGCUCCUUCUGGACAGCUGGUGGACGGCACUCAGAUCCUGACAGCCUCACCCAGGCAGCUGAACUUCAGCCCCGUGUUCACCACACCGACCGGACAGCUGGCCGUGCGGCAGGGCGCCCUCCUGUCGGGACCCCUGCAGCUGCAGUCUGCACCCCCCGCCGUCUUCCAGAUGCCGGCACAGCUGGCUGGAACCUACACCCCGCAGGGGCAGGGGCAGCGGGGCGCCUUGCUCCACGGCGCAGCCCUGGGUAACCACAUCACCCUGAUCAACAGCCCUGCCAUGCUGGCCCCCGACAUGACUUCCAUCUCCAUCGUCAACGGCCCGUCUGUGGUGCAGGGCCUGCCAUUCGCCCCCCAGGGCCAGCAGCCCAUCCCAGCAGUGCAGGACAAGCAGCUGAACCUCCCCCAGGCCUCCGUGCUCCUGCUGCCCGACAGGCCGGGCCUGGAGGAGACGGGCGCCAGCGAGGAGCAGUUCCUCCACCUCCAGCGGCCAAAUCAGCAUCUCCUCCAGCAAGCCCCCCAGCCGUCCCCGGCGGAGCUCCAGCUGCCCCCUCCCGUGGUGACCCUACUGCAGCCGCUGCCUGAGGGCCCCCUGCCCCACGAGCCGGCCACGCCCUUGCCCAAACACCUGAUGCCACAGACAGACAGGCAGCAGGUGCUGGAGGAGGUCCCCAGCCUCCCUCUUCAGAAACAGGGCCAUGUGCACCAUAUGCAACAGGUGAACCAGCAGGCUCUUGAGCUUCCCUCCCCCCCUGUGGACAGCUUGGCUGGGACCCUGCCAAUGCAGAUUUCCCCACCGUCCUCCUCCUUAGCCAAUCAGAGGGAGUCAGCCACCCCCACGCUUCCCACAAUGGGCCAGACAAUAAGCCUGCCGGUGACACAGAAUCCCGCUGCGGUGACCACUCCCACCCACCCAGGGAAUGAGCAAACGGGGGCACACCCGUCUCUGAUUGGGCAGACCCCUCUGAGCGUGCCCCCGGUUAGCUUCUCCUCGCCCUCAGGCGGGCAGGCUGUGAGUCUGUCUAGGCCGGGCCCCGGCAAGGCAGCCGCUCAGGUGCGAGCCGUGGCUCCAGGAGGCGCGGUCUCCUCCCCUCUGCCUGUGAGUCUCUCCGUUCAGCUGCAGACAGUGCCUACGCCUGCACCUGUGUGCCCUCGGGUACAGAAUGACCACCCGGCCCAACAGCGGACGCAAGGUAAACCAGCAGCAGCUUUGACUGUGGACGGUAAUAUGCUAGCUUUUGGAGUUUGUCCAGCCUCCCCCAAAGUCCAAGGCCCCCAGGUCCCAGGGCCACACCUUCACAAGCAACAUGCACAGGAGUCCCAGAUCCAGACAGUGCUGCAGCAGAGGACACAGGUAAGUACCUGUGUGGAAACAGAGAGAGAAGAGAGGCUUUCCCUUGCAAUGCGCAGACACAGGUUCCAACAGCAGCUGUGUUUGGACCAUGGUCUGGUUCUGAACCCUGAUUCCCGCUCUCCGUUCCUGUCCCUGGAAGACGCUGUCAGUCGCCUGUUGCCAUACCACACAUGUGCCGGAUACCUUCCCGGCCAGACCUGUUUCCUCACAGUGGAUGAGCAGUUUGACACUGUGUCAGGGAUCCUGCUGAAACGUACCAAGGACAUGCUCAACAAGUACCGGCAGCUGUUGCUUGGCGAGGCGCAGCAGGUGAGCCCGUCUGCAGAGAUGGUGAUGCUGGAGCGUCUGUUCCUCCAGGCGGAGAGGGGGGUGCUGGGGGAGGAGAGGCGCAAGGCUCGGCUGGAUCCAGAAUCCUUCCUGUUAUCUCUACAUAAAUCAGCAUCCGGCUCCCAUGGUACAGCGUCCCCUUUUCUCCAGUCCAGCAGCCCGCCCUCCUCUCCAUCGUGGGCCCUGCUCUCUGACCGACCCCCAGGACUUAAGACAUACCGCUCUAGUAGCCGGGGGGCGCUCAAGCUCACCAUAAAGCACGAGUCGGGAUCCCGGAAGGUGGUUCACAACUCAGCCUGCGAUGCCACGUACGCCGCCCCCUGUUCCCAGAAGCAGGACUGCGCGGGGAAGCUGACCAACGGGGGGAGCAUGCUAAGCGGGCAGGGCUCGGGGUUAUGGGACUCUCCUCAGCCCCAGAGCAGAAACCAGCAGCUUCCGCCGGGCUCGCACCCGCCGGCGCCAGCCGAGGAGGCCAGGCUCGCAAAACAUGGCGGCGGCAGCAGCAGGGUUGCCGACGCGCAGACAGCUGCCGAUUCAAGGACCGCACCGGACUCGCGGACUGCAGCGGACGGGCGGACUACCGCUCCAGAGCCGCCCACUUCAGACCCCGUCCUCAGCCCCCCCGAGCCCAAGCGGCCUCGGUCCAAUCCUCGCCAGGAGCAGCCGAGCCCGCCGCCCCCGCCGGAGGACAGUGCGCUCAGCGAGCACCUGCAGAGCGCCAUCGACAGCAUCCUGGAGCUGCAGCGCCUGCAGGGGCCCCCUGCCCUCCAAGCACGCCCCCCUCAGGACGGCAGAGGAACUUCGGCACUGGAGCAGGCUGUCAGCAGCAUCCUGGAGGGACACCUGUAAGGAGAAUGUGAAGGGGCAAACGUAGGGGGAAGAGGAACAGGAGGACAUAAAGUAAGGAAGAGGAAAAGAAGGAAAAGAGAAGGAGGCAUAACUGAUAUGCUCAGGCUUCAGUGAUGCUAAAUAUAAGUUCAAUGUCCUUUUUUCCAAG